Messenger RNA from Coffea arabica (coffee), 2753 nucleotides. RefSeq lists its product as uncharacterized. The record is from RefSeq and is a predicted model, not a curated record. NCBI's taxonomy places the organism in Eukaryota, Viridiplantae, Streptophyta, Magnoliopsida, Gentianales, Rubiaceae.
CGAAAACGGCUUCCGCUGCCCCUUUCAUCCCACUGUUCCAUUACCGAAUGAGGACAUAGCCAGUAGCCCACAUGAGAAUUCACAGAAUAAAAUCCCUAAUCUCCAAGUUCACCCUGAAUUGGACUGACAACUCCGAGAAUUCCCAGUCGACGGCAGCUAGCGGGCGCUCAAAGCUUCGGUCUUCUGACUUCCAUCGGUGCAAGCUGCCUUCGAAAUUUCACGGGAAAUCUGUAAUUUGUAUGCUCUAUGUAUCUAUCAAACCUCUUUACCUCAAUAUGAUUGCGGUUGGAUUGCGGGUGGCAUAAUUUCUGUUCAUGGAGCUAAUUGCUAUGUUUUAGCCUUUAGGAUGAUUUUGUCCAAUGCGGUUGCUCUUUGCUCUUAAACAUUAUUGGGAACAUUGUUGUUUUUGCUCACAUGCUGCUUCAGUUGGGCGAGAAGGGAGAUUUCCAAUAAAGAUUGUGAGGCAAUGGGUUGGUCAGAAAAGGAUUUCUGUAUAAAAUGUGAUGAAGGAGGGAACGUGUUGAUCUGCAGAGAUAGUAGAUGUCCCAUUGUUGUUCAUGAGAAGUGCCUUGGAUUUCCAGCUAAAUUUGAUGAAAUGGGCAGGUUUUAUUGCCCAUAUUGCGUGUAUAGGCGAGCCAUUGAAGAAGCGCAUCAAGCAAGGGAAAAGGCUUUGUCAAAAAAGAAAGCUUUAUCAAAAUUCUUGGACACAAAAAUGACAAAUGGGGACUGGCAAACACAAAAAACUGAAAUAUCAAAACGGAAGGAGUUAAGUCAGUUACCAGGUGUAGAUAGCACAGGUAGCUUGAAUAGUGGGUGUAGACCAGACAAGAUCAAUGUCCAUAAUCAUACUGCUCGACUUGUGGAAGACCAAAAUGAAGGCAGAUUUGCUCCUGAAUGUAGCAGACUUGUUUUGCUAUCUAAAGAAACUGGUGAAUCUAUUCGUGGUGAUCAAAAUGAUGUUUUGUGUAGUAACACAGGUGAUAUUGGAGGAUCAAGUGAUUGCAAUUGCCGCAUUGUUGUGGUUGGGCAUCGAACUGAGUCAGGACCUAUAGUUGCCUCUGGUAAUGAAUGUGUAUCUUCUGACAGAGAGGAGACAAUAAAACGGUUUGAAAUGGUGGAAAUUGGGAAUAAGGUUCAAUUACAUUCUCAAUGGCAACAAGAUGAUUUACGUGGUAAAGUUGUUGAAGAUCAGCUAGAUGACAAAAACUUGAGGGAGUCCCCUGCAGUAGAAAAUCGCGGAAUGGAAAACCAUCUCUCUCCUGAAGCCAAAAGGGUUGGCAAAGAUGGAGAUAUGUUGCGCGAAUAUGAUGGCAGACUUGCUGGUGAAGAAGUAGAGAAGGAAAAGGUGCUAGAAAGUCCUGCAAUUUCACCCAGUCACUCUGCAUUGGAGAUGCAUUUACAGGAGAAAAGAGCCGGUCAAACUAGUGAUUCAAUAUGCAAAGACUCCAAUGCUGCAUCAACUGGCAAGGCUUCUAAACAAAAUGAUAAAAGAAAAGAAGAAAAUGCAGAAGCUACUUGCUUCAGGAAAUUGUCUCGAAAUUCAGCUUCACAUCACAGAGCUAGUUUAGAUCAGUUUGAGAAGAUUCAUGCAUGCGGCAAGUUGAGAAAACUUAACAAACCUGCACCUCAAUGCUCCAUGAUCUUGUGUCCCAAUGCAAGGCGUAAAAGUUUACCAUGGACAGAUGCAGAGGAGGAGAUGCUCAAGGAAGGAGUUGAAAAAUUCUCAACUGACAGGAACAAGAAUAUACCUUGGAGGAAAAUACUGGAAUUUGGCCGGCAUGUCUUUGAUGGUAGUCGUACACCAGUUGAUCUCAAGGAUAAAUGGAGGAACAUAUUGGGCAAAGUAAGAUAAAUGGUUAAAAGGGAAGCAACCUGUGAUUGAGUAACAAGUAGAUCAAGAAUGGCUCUGGGCACAUGUUUGCUUAGACGUCCUUAAAAGUUAGGUAUGUUGGAAAGUCUUGCAACUUCCAAAUGCUAGUCAACACAUAAAUCAGCAAUAAUAACAUGUUUCAGCAAAUUUUUUGCGCAGGUAACUUCAUGCAUCCUAUCAAUGUCAGAGGAUAUGACACUUUUUGCGACAAAGUCAAUAAAUGCUGCAUGGAGAAAACUGAAUCUGGAGGCAGCUGAGAUUGACUGAUUCCUUGUGUUAAUAAAUCACUUGAUGAUUAGCAGUGCUUGAAGAGACACUUCGAAAUUCAUGAACUUAUGAAGAUAGCUCUUCUUUCCUCUAAGUGUAUGGCAUGCUGAGAAAACAAGAAAAGGAUGAGAAAAUUUUGUAAGUUUGCUGCUACUUAUUUUCUGAUUAUAACUUUUGUUAUGAUGUCAAUGAACUCUGAGCGUCUACUUGGUGAAGCAAGAUCAGCCAGCAUCUUGGCAAUUCAAGGAACUCUUGCCCACCCUCGCAUAGCAAGGGAAGGUCCAGGAUGCGCUAAUCCUGCUCCAUUACCAAAUGUCGACCAUCAUGUGAAUGGAUAAGAUGUUAGCAAAACGCCAGAUUGCAACCAUUCUUCUCUUUUUCUUUCUUUUGGGGGAGGGGGCGGGGUUGUUGGUGUAAAGGCUCCAUUUUCAAUCUUGAAAGUCUCUGUAAGGUUCGGCAGGGAAUGGUUCCUGGAGAAAACACUCCUGCAGAACUCAAAAAAUUGUAUACGUCCCCCUUUUUCAACUCUGUUGUGCAUUUUCCUGGAGAGUACAUAGUCGUCCACACACCCUCAAUCGUUCAGUUUGUCGAUUUAAUCAGACUUGUUAGUUGAUAC